This is a messenger RNA of Ceratitis capitata (Mediterranean fruit fly), 2632 nucleotides long. RefSeq lists its product as uncharacterized. The record is from RefSeq and is a predicted model, not a curated record. NCBI's taxonomy places the organism in Eukaryota, Metazoa, Arthropoda, Insecta, Diptera, Tephritidae. The transcript has 6 exons. The coding region runs from base 266 to 2110 and encodes 614 amino acids.
GAAAACACAUCGACAACAUCGAUUGCUAAAUACACCUGCAGACCGACACACAUGUUGAGCCGCACAUAUCGACUGAAUUGACAGGGAGAUGACACGCUCAAUUGUAUACAAAAUAUUUGAGUGAAGGCAAACGACAUCGAGCGUGGCAUUAAAAACAAAAAAAAAACAGUAACCACAAGAGCACAGGCAAUUACAAUUAACAUAGAAGUCAUAAUCUGAGCAUCGCCAACACCACCACCGCCGGUCUACUGUAAUCGUCGAUGUGAUGCCAGUGCGACGGUCGGGCGGCGGGACUGUGCGACGCAAGCACUCAAUCGGUAAUUUGCGUCGCGCUCAUCCCGCCUCGGGGGCUACAUGGAAUGUGCAAGUGGUGCGUGGUAAAAUGUCAUCCAAGUGCCUUUGGCAUGCAUGUCGCGCACUCGUGUUGGGCUUGACGCUGAUGCUCGUUGGCGCCGGCAUGGCUACAAUAGGCUAUUACGCGGACCAUCUCUCCACGAACUCUGAGCUGCGCGGCAACGCGACGGUGCGUGUUAAGAACGAUCUAAAGGGUUUUCAUCUCAACAAUCUCUCCUAUGUCGGUCCAAUUGUAAUGGGUUUUGGUGGCUUUAUUGUCGUGGCCUCCUGUGUUAUGACAUUUGAGGCGCGCGACUCGGCCGGUAAGGUGGUGCCAGCGCGUUUCCGUGCUGGCGCGGGUGGUAGUAAGUCAACGGUGCGCAGCAAUCAGAGCAGCGCCACUUCGCAGCGCCGUGCAAUUGGCAUACAACUGCAGUCGUCGCGUUGGGAUCAGCAAUUUGGCGUAUUUCGUACCUCACCCGCAGAGCCGCCGCCAAAAGCUACACCACAGCCUUUUGAUCGAGAUGCGCUUACUGCGGAGCUUAUCAAAUUCUCAAAGUCACUCAGCAGUGGACGACAAGUGAAAACACGCGGUCCACGUAUAAGUAACAGUUUGGUACAACGGAAUACUCGUGAAAAUGGUGGUCCAUGUGCUCUGCUGCAGCCGCCAUCUACGAACAAGCUCUACUGGCAUGCAGCCUCCUUCGAUGAUGGCUUACGAGUGGAGAAGCCACUCUCACGAGCUACGGUGGCGGAUAUGGCCCGCCGCUCCGAUACGGCUAAACGUCAUGUGCUGGCACGACAGAAGCCGAUCGAGCAGGAAGAGGAUAAGAGUAGUCCACUGGGAAAUCGCAGAAGCUCCACAAUGUCAGACUCUUCAUACAGCGGCCGCUGGACGGCGCGCUGUGCUUCGAUGGCAAGUCGCGCAUCAAGCAUCGAUUCACGACGCAUACAAGUCGAUCUACAUAGUCCGGAGGUUAUGCCAAAAUCCAUACUGCGUUCACCAAAACGUUACAGUUCCGGACCAUCCGCUACACCUUCGGUGGAGAAGGAGUUCAGAAGUCAACUCAGCGUUUGCUCUGAGCCACCUGCACCCAUACACCAACUUUCCGGUCAAUCGAGCUUAGAACCCUGCCUCCCCGAGGAGGCCGUCGAUAAUUUUGUCGAUGAAAAAUCAACUCACACCAACACCAACUCUGUGGCACUAACGCCAGAUGACCUCAGCGUUGCCAUACAAACCAUAAAUACGACAACAGUGAAUCAAGUGGAGGAACAACUACCACCACCACCACUACCAAAAAAGCUAAAUAGCAUACUGAAAAAGGCACGACCCGAUACACUCUCGCUCAAAGGCAACGUCAAACCAGCUGCAGUUGUGUGUGAGUUGAAUAAAUCACUCUGUCGCAGCCAUUCCUCACGCACCUUCUACAGACCCAAACAACAACUGCCCGCCGAACUGGACGACAGUAUUUUCUACAUACGUUCCUCUAGCGAACGACAAAGCAUCGAUAGCGAUGAAUUCUACGAUUCAGUGCAGGUGAUAAAUGAGAGGCGUACAACAUUGCUGAGAGCAGAGAGUGAGGCGGCGCUGAGUAAUGUGCAGAAGACGAGUAGUUUUUCACUGCUCGCGGAGAUACCGGAGCGUGCGCAAAACAGUUCAAUAGAUGUAGAAGAAUAUACACCAAGUGAGGAUUUGAAGCAGCCAAAGGCUAGACCUGAGGUCACACUGGAGAUAGAGCCGGAAGCGGUGCAGCAGCCGACUACUCAGAGUUCAUAAAGCAAAUAACUUUGAUGAUAGGCGUUCCAAUUAGGAAAGAGGUAAGAAGUUUUGUAGCAAACACUAGGCAAUAGCAGAUUUUAUACCAAAAUCACAAAGUCAACAAAAAAAUAAUAGGAUUUUAGAAAGGUGUUCCAAUGCCAGUAAUGGCACUAGCAAUGAGUUAAUGAGUUAAAUCAGUUAGUUAAUUAAUAUUUAGUGAGUUUUUGUUGUUUGGGAACCACUGCACACACACUUUUACGAGAACUAUUAUAAUAAGUAUUACAAACAUUUUAAGUUAAAAAAAUUUAUUUGAAAUUUAUUAUAUUGCGCACACUAAAGUGCUGGUUAAUCCAACAUUACUUUGCACCAAGCCUAUUAGCAGUUUUACGUGAGCGAGAUGAACAUAAAUUACGUUAUUUACUUCCCUAAACAAAAACAGGUUUGACAUACAGUGAGUAGAAAAAGUAAGUUGUCAAAGUGAAAUAGUAUAAAGCAGCGAGGUGAAUAAAAGUUUAAUGUUAAUUUUAUAUUUUUACAAAC